AUGCUUGGAGCCAAGGCUCUUCCAGGAAACGGGGAGAACAGCAAGAAUAGUUCGCCUUUCCGCGAGCCACUUUUUGUUGCAGAACAACCACUAGGACCAGAUGGCCGACCUAUCAUCCAGAAGGUCCUAAUUGCCAACCGUGGUGAAAUUGCGUGUCGCAUUAUCCGGACCUGCCGGAAUCUGAAUAUAACUUCCGUGGCUGUAUAUGUGCAAGAGGACUCUUCUUCUCUCCACGUGCGCGAUGCCGACGAAGCUAUUAAUAUCGGAAGCGUUGAUCAAAGUCCCGUCAAUCCGUUUCUCGAUAUCGAGUUGCUCGUUCGUACCGCCGUGUCUGCAGGUGCACAGGCCAUUCACCCAGGAUAUGGCUAUCUGAGCGAGAAUGCGAACUUUGCCCAAGCCGUGCGUGAGGCUGGGUUAAUUUUCAUUGGACCUAGUGCAAGUGCGAUGUCUACAUUAGGAGACAAGCGAUCUUCAAAGGCAUAUCUGCAGAAACAUGCACCUGAUGUACCUCUCAUCCCCGGCUUUUCGGGCUCCAGCCAAGAUGCCGAAGCUCUGAGAAGUGCCGCGGAAGAAAUCGGAUUUCCGGUGAUGCUGAAAGCGUCGGCAGGUGGAGGAGGAAAGGGUAUGCGAAUUGUGAGAGAAGUUAGCCAACUCAAAGAUGAGUUGGAGAGAGCCCAAUCUGAGGCACAACGCUCCUUUGGCUCAAGUGACUGCAUUUUAGAGAAAUACAUUGAAAGCAGUAAGCAUGUGGAGAUUCAAAUUCUUGGAGAUUCUCUUGGAAAGGUGGUAUCCUUUUUUGACCGCGACUGCUCCGUGCAGAGGCGACACCAGAAAGUGAUAGAAGAAACACCUUGUCCAUUCUUAAACGAUGAGACGCGCCAAAUGAUGAGUGCAACUGCGAUAAGGAUCGCGGAUCUGAUAAACUACGAAAAUGCCGGAACGGUUGAAUUUGUUGUGGAUGUCAAGACUGGGAAGUUUUAUUUCCUUGAGGUGAAUGCGCGCCUACAAGUUGAGCAUCCUAUUACAGAGGAGGUCACCGGCGUUGAUCUUGUCGCCCUGCAGCUAUUCACGGCAGCGGGUGGAAGCCUGGAGACCCUGCCGGCCAUGCAAGGCAUUUCUCAGCACGGCCACGCGAUUGAGUGUCGCUUGUGUGCUGAGGACCCUCGAAAAGUGUUUUUUCCUGAGCAUGGAAAGGUUCAUCUAUGGCUUCCAGCAACCGGUGCAUUGACUCCAGGGCGUGACAUUCGCUAUGAAACGGCCAUUUCAACGGGAUCUUCGGUAUCAAUCUAUUUCGAUUCCAUGAUCGCCAAGAUUGUAGUUUGGGCGCCUACAAGAUCCCUAGCUAUCGAAAAAAUGGUCAAAGUGCUCGCGGAGACUGUCUGCAUGGGUGUCAAGACAAACCAGCUUUUUAUGCAGUCGUGCUUGUUGAGUCAGGCAUUCCAUGAUCCUGCUUAUACAACUUCUUUCAUACCAUCAAACAUGGACGAACUACUCCGGCCUCCGUUUACACCAAAGAAUCUGGAUAUAGAGAGCGCGGUCUCUUUGAUUCCAGCCCUGGUUGCCAGAAAUUUGUCUUAUUAUCUACCAACUGCAUCCGCAAAGCGCAAACCUUUCGGCACAGUGCGUUCCCAAUUCCGAAACCAGCAUUUUGACUCGGUCAACAUUCAUUGCGAUAUUAUAACCACCGUUGAUUCGCCCUACCAAAGAGACCAAGACAAGAUCAAGCCCACUAUGAUGUGCAUUUGGAAGCCUCAGCAGACUAAUUGUGGUCUUGGAAGCAAAGAAGUAUGCAUUGUCCCAAUUCUGAGAGACGGCAAGAACAAGAAAGAAUCAGUCUCGGCGGCCAAACAGAUCUCCGCUCAAUAUAAUGCUAUCAGUAAAAUGUUACGAGAGGGCUAUGGACUCUUUGUGCAACCAAACAAAGUGAGUAUCGAGUCAUGGUGCCCUACAGAUGGAAAUCCAGGACGAUUGGAGUCAUGGAAGGCAUCAACGAUGGUGGUGACAAUCAACGGGAUCAAAUUGCUUGCUCAUGUCACUCUGCCGUCAACCCAUCCGUAUUCUAUGGCUGGCCAAAUCGAUAUCAGCCAACAAGUUCUCUGUCAUUUUCCUUCAAUUGGGACAUAUAUUGAAUUCAAACGUGAUACGCUGCUGUCCUUCGCGGAAAGUACACGUUUAGUAGCAAGGGCCAAUGAGUCCACUGAGCAAAAGACCGUGACUGCACCAAUGCCCUGCAAAGUUUUGUCCAUUCUCAAGGUCAACGGUGAUCAGGUGAAAUCAGGAGAGACGGUCAUGGUAAUUGAAAGCAUGAAAAUGGAGGUUAGCAUAGCUGUGGCCGCUUGCGGAAAGUUUGAAACAAAUUGGAAGCAAGGAGAUGCAGUUGAAGAAGGAAAAGUUUUGUGCUCGGUUAUAUAG
This is a messenger RNA of Penicillium macrosclerotiorum, 2412 nucleotides long. RefSeq names its product acetyl/propionyl/methylcrotonyl-CoA carboxylase subunit alpha. The transcript is spliced from 2 exons. NCBI's taxonomy places the organism in Eukaryota, Fungi, Ascomycota, Eurotiomycetes, Eurotiales, Aspergillaceae. Gene Ontology annotation, molecular function: ATP binding; methylcrotonoyl-CoA carboxylase activity; metal ion binding. The coding region runs from base 1 to 2412 and encodes 803 amino acids. Gene Ontology annotation, cellular component: mitochondrion. The record is from RefSeq and is a predicted model, not a curated record.